Molecule: messenger RNA, 768 nt
Organism: Emiliania huxleyi CCMP1516
Lineage: Eukaryota; Haptophyta; Isochrysidales; Noelaerhabdaceae
Exons: 3
Coding region: 1-768 (255 amino acids)
Source: RefSeq, a predicted model, not a curated record
AUGGACUACGCGACAGUGGCGCGCGCGCGCGCGUCGUUCGACGCCGCCUUCCGGCGCGACGUCUCGGCCUCGCUCGGCGUCGCGCAGGAGUCCGUGAUGGUCGUGGCAGUGGCGGCCGGAUCGACGAUUGUCGCAUUCUGCGUGGAGGGCGAGCCGGAUGCGGCCGGCCGGCUGAAGGGCGCCGGCCUCCUCACCGACGGGCUGACCGACUUCAACCACGGCGUCGCCGUCGAGCUGCACGCGCACCUCUUUGGUGCCGAAGCGGCCAUGAUUGGGGCGCGGGUCGGCGCGCACCAGCCGCCGCCGGCGGAGGAGGCGUACCGGCGCGAGGCCGAGGCGGAGGAGUCGGAGGACAUUGCGGCAGUGGCGCAGGCGGCGGCGGAGCGACGGAGCUCUUGGCGGCGCUCGUACUUUGGCGAGGAGGAGGAGGGGGCCAACGAGCCCGCGUCGACACGCAGCUCGGAAAGCGAGAGCGGCGCGGCCGGCGACGGCGCGGCCCUCGACCGGCUCCUCGCGCAGGCGUUUGACGACGACGAGGGCCUGUCCUCGCCCGACGCGCGGGCGGAGUCCGCGGCGGCGCAGAGGGCGUGCGCGUUGCGCGCGGGCUGGGCGGCGUUAACGCGGGAGGCGGGGCGACUCGCGGCGCUGGGGGCGCAGCACGAGGCGCGAAGAGCGGGCCGGGGGCUGCUCAUCGCGUGGCUGGUGUGGAGGAGAGACGCGAGGCUGGCCAGGCGAGAGCGUGUGCGCACUGGAGAGAGCGUGCUGUGA